GCCGGCCGCAACAUCGAACUAUCGACAGCACCAGCAAUAACAGACAAGUAAAAACACUUGGAUUUCAGCUUUUGGUAUAUACAUCUUUAAUUCUUUAAAAUGGACUCAUACAUUCUUAUUCGGGAGCAAGCCAUUGCCAAAAAACAAAAAGAAGGUGGCCAAGAGUUGGUGGCAGAUAUGAGCAAGAACUUGGAUAGUCUGCCAUUGGCACAGGAGCAAAGCUCAUUGCCAUCUUUCCUUCAUCAUUCCUUACCUGAUGGGAGCAAAUCGGACAAAUUGCACGAGGCUGCCAAGAAAUUCGAAGAAGCCCUUAAGGAGAACAUUACUGUUGACAAUUACAUAAAGCCUAUGUAUUCUUCGCUCAUAGAGCGCGCUAACCGGACCUCAAAAAUAGAAAGUGCCACACCGUUGCGUAACACUCUGAUUAAAUCUGUUGUCUUCGAAGUCAAAGGCAACGAUCUUCUCGCACAGAAGCUUCAGUUGACGGGCGCAGAGAUACCAUCGAUCACAUUGUGUCCUGCUAAGAUGUUGGAAAUGUUCGAAAUCUUAUCCCCUGAGUAGUUUAUGUAAACAAUCAAUAUUUCCUUAUUUCAAACACAAGCCGUUCAAUCUAUUAAAGGAUUGGAUAGUAACGAAUCAGAAUCUAUAUACAUACCAGCAGGCUCUACCAAACUUCGAUGUGGCCCAUUGUAGAUUCGUUAAUGACAGCUGAAGAAUAAAA
This is a messenger RNA of Drosophila persimilis, 721 nucleotides long. RefSeq lists its product as uncharacterized. The transcript has 5 exons. The record is from RefSeq and is a predicted model, not a curated record. Lineage: Eukaryota; Metazoa; Arthropoda; Insecta; Diptera; Drosophilidae. The coding region runs from base 100 to 561 and encodes 153 amino acids.